CUUGAAUUGUUUAUUGGUCAGAUACCCUCAAGAGUCGCAUAUCCUUUUUGCCUCUUCUUCUGCCCCUAUAACACUCCAGCCACCAUUCUUACAGGUCCUAGGCGAGAUUUUACAUCAACGCAUAGGGCUAAUAUAACCGUAACUCUACACCACAGGGCCGCCGCUUUUCUUUGCCUUUUCACGACACCGCUUCAUACUUCUCUUUCUUGACCGUAGAGUCAUUUUCUACCUAUUCGGUCGCUUGGUAAGCGUAUCGGCUGGCAAGGAUUUCAACCAUAAUUCUGUAACAUGAACGGGCCAACCCCACACGACGAAAUACUAGCGGACCAGAGCCUUGCGCCUCUGAAACGUAACCACGCAUGUCGGCAAUGUAAAAAACGCAAAACAAAAUGUGACGGUGCCCAUCCCGUGUGUUCACCAUGUCUUCGAUCGCAUGCGCAUGCCGCUCGUUCUGCGAAUCGGAAUGGAACAAGUGUGCCUGUGCUUGUUUGUACUUGGGCCGACGGCGAAGGUGGGGAGAAUGGGAGUCCUCCUAUUCAGGAACCCAUGCAACGCCUUUCUAGGCCUGGGUCUGCAUCUGGAGUGAAAAGACCAGCAGUCUCUCAAGGUUCAAGACCAACUCGCGACGAAGAGAAUGAGAUUCUCAGACGGAGGAUCGCCGAUCUUGAAGCCAAACUCGUCAAUCUAUCAUCCGCCACCAGACAAUCCGGGCCUGAACCCAUUGGACCAGAGCUCUCGAUGCCAGAAAACACCCUUUCACCACCACGCUCCGACAGUAUCGUAGAUAAUUGGAUCACAGAAGUCGGACAUAUUAUCAGAUAUGAUCUCAAUCAUUUCGGGACCUUUGGGAAUAAGGAGGCGCCUUCGAGCAAAUCUUCUCAGCCCUCCGUUUCUUCUUUGAAGGCCCCGCCUGGGGGUAAUGGGGGUGGUAUCGGAACUACCCAGACACGGGAGAGCAGCGGUUCCGGCACUCGCCUCAAUAUCGGCACUAUCCCUAAAGAUGGGUUCUCCAGCAGCUUUGGAUUAGACGACCUUUUCGUCAUACCUGCUGAUUGGCCACGCGGUCUGCCAUCACCUUUCCUCCUAGAACACCUCGUCGAGACCUUCUUCAACCACGUCCCUCAAACUCCCCGAAUGCUCCAUCGCCCAACUCUUCUCACUCGUAUCAAACUAUCCCCCACCUCUGGCAACUUCCCCUUCCCCGGUCUGCUCCAUGCCAUCUGUGCAACUGCUUCCAGCCAUACCGCAUGGGUGAAUAAUCUCUCUCCUCAUCAGAUCGAAGCUGCUGUGCAGAGGCAUGUCAUCACCGGUAUGGAUUUGACUAGUAUCGAAGAUUUCGGGUUGGCUCAAGCCGAAAUGGCAAAUAGGUCAGUUGACCUUGUUGCUUCUGCUUGUGUGAUGGGUGGAGGGGACCUGAUCUUCCAAGUCACUCAAACCUGCAUCCUUCUUAGUGAUAUUUACUUUUGCAAAGGUUUCCCUCUCAAAGGAUGGUUGCUUGGUGGCCAACCGGCACGACUUAUCAACACUCUCCAGCUCAGUGACCGCAACCCGCGGAAGUCAUACAAGGAGCCUCUCUUGCCGCGUCCUCGAAAUUCAAGAGAGCGCGAGGAACGAUUGGCUACUCUGUGGAUGGCGUUUAUCAAUGAUUCUGGCUUGGCUUGCAACAGCACUUGGGUGCCUAGUAUGUCUCUUGCCGAUAUAAAAUGCAAUUUACCUACUACCGGUCAGGAAUGGUCAAAGCUGGACGAUAUGCUGGAAAAUCCCCAGAGUCCAGAGUCGGGAGAUCUCUUCACAUCUCAUCCCAUGGAAGACGCAUUCGUGUUGGUUAUCAAGUCUACUAUUCUGCUGAGCGAAGUUGCACAAUGGCUUCGCAACUGGUCUCAACGAACACAGGUCCCAGGAGACGAACUGGCAGGACCUGAAACGGAAUCAUUCAAGACUGUUGUCCGACAUAUUGAGGACUUCAUUUCAACCAUCCCUAAUGCGCUGAAGAACGUAUUUAAACUUGUGGACUCUGCCAACUCUGGCGGCCUCAACGUUAAUCUUCUUUCACUGCAUAUUUUCCCCAACGUCGCGCUCGCUCUCAUGUUCGAACCUUUCAUUGAAUGGAAGCCGUCGAAUCAGUGUCUGAAAGCUACGCAACAAGCGUAUGAAGCCAUCCUCGGUGUCCUGCACCUUAUCCCGAGUAACUUGGAUGUCACUAUGGUCUUUACUCCCCUGAUCGCUUGCUCUUUAUAUACUGUUGGACGAAUCAUAGCGGAUUAUGUCAAGUAUACCAUGAGGUCUCAUCAAUACAGUCUGGCCGUCCGUUACCGUGCCGAUCUCACCACUAUCCAGAACCUGCUCGAACGGUAUGGCCAACGCCACUCUCUCGGUAGCGCCAUGUCCCAUUUCCUCGAGAACUAUGUCCAGUAUCUCGGAAACGAGUGCAUGGACCCUGCAGCGAUGUGCAGCAAACUCGAACGUCAAUUGGCUUACCCUACCAAUAACGGUACUUAUGUCAUGGGCGCGGCCAACGAUGGUUAUGCUCAUCUUAACGACCCCGGAAGCUCUUGUUCGGGACCCAACGACCCUCCUUCAACCAAAUCAUUCUCUGAUUCAUGGUCAGCCAGCGGUCCUAGUCCAAGCGUCUCUACGCCUGCUAUAUCAAAAACGAACGAACCCUCUCCUGCACAAGUAUAUUCCACGGCUGAGGGGAAAAGUCAAGAUCCAAUAUCGAAUUGGGAUUGGGGAAGAGAAGCCAUCAAGAUGAUGGGUGUGGAUGCGAGUAGAUCUGUUUCGGGGCUAGCGGCGUUGGAUGGUAUGCCAAUGUAUAUGGGCGAGAGGUCGAGCUUGAAUAUGGAUGGUCGGUUACCGGUUGGACCGUUUUCGGAUGUAGCAGAGAUUGGGGGAUUUGAGGGCUUGCAUUGGAAGACGGGCAAUAGUGAUACCAUUUAGAAGGAGUGUUUUGGUUGUGGAGUAUAGAAGAGUAUAAUAUCACGGGUUUUAGUUUUUCCUUUUCCUCUUUUUUUGGAGUAAUCCUUAGACAGCGGUCCUUGAACGUAUAUAUAUGUACAUUUUGGGGUAUAUGAAUUGAUGAUGUAUGU
This is a messenger RNA of Cryptococcus deneoformans JEC21, 3086 nucleotides long. RefSeq lists its product as hypothetical. Gene Ontology annotation, biological process: regulation of DNA-templated transcription; DNA-templated transcription. The transcript is spliced from 10 exons. NCBI's taxonomy places the organism in Eukaryota, Fungi, Basidiomycota, Tremellomycetes, Tremellales, Cryptococcaceae. Gene Ontology annotation, molecular function: DNA binding; zinc ion binding; DNA-binding transcription factor activity, RNA polymerase II-specific. The record is from RefSeq and is a predicted model, not a curated record. Bases 289 to 2937 code for a protein of 882 amino acids. Gene Ontology annotation, cellular component: nucleus.